This is a messenger RNA of Knipowitschia caucasica, 1725 nucleotides long. The record is from the annotation of a GenBank genome assembly. NCBI's taxonomy places the organism in Eukaryota, Metazoa, Chordata, Actinopteri, Gobiiformes, Gobiidae.
AUGUCGCAUACCUCCUCACACCCUUUGUUUGUGAAUCUCCAACACAAAACAGAGAUGGCACCAUCUCUGGUCCAGGCGUACAGGAGGCGCUGGUGGAUGGCAGUGACUGCAGUGCUGGAGAACCUGCUCUGCUCCGCUGUUCUUCUAGGCUGGGGUUCCCUGCUUAUCAUGUUAAAAAGGGAAGGCUUCUAUUCUCACCUCUGCACCGGUAAUGAUUCCGUAGUUGUGCAUUUGGGCAAUACCUCCACUGGAGACUCAGAAGAGUGGCUCACAUGUGUAGACCAGGAGGAGAUGCUAAACCUGGGCUUCACGAUAGGUUCAUUCCUGCUCAGUGCCACCACCCUACCUCUUGGCAUUCUUAUGGAUAGAUUUGGGCCACGCCCCAUUCGCCUUAUGGGCAGUUUUUGUUUCGGUCUAUCAUGCAUCAUCAUGGCUGUGUCCACCUAUGACCCUGACAAGUUGUCAGCACUUAUAUUUUUGGCUCUCUCCCUAAAUGGCUUUGGGGGAAUUUGUCUGACAUUCACUUCUCUCACGCUUCCGAACAUGUUUGGGGCUCUCAGCUCCACAAUCAUGUCUCUGAUGAUCGGCUCCUAUGCGUCCUCAGCUGUCACCUUUCCUGGAGUUAAGCUCAUAUAUGAUGCCGACGUGACCUUUCAUGUGAUCAUGUGGGUAUGGGCAGGACUCGCAGGCUUUGUCUUCGUCAAUUGCUUCCUCAAUUGGCCCAUAGAAGGAUUCCCAACACCUGAUGAAGUGGACUAUAGCAAGAUUCUGACAGCAAAAGAACUCCCACUCUCUGACACAAAAGCAGAUGAACAGAAACUACAUGAAAAGAAUGGAGAUGUUCACCAUCAUUCUACAGACAAACUCACCACAAACUCUGACUCUGCAACCAAAAAUGUGCCGUUCCGCCAAUCUGUCUUCUCCCCUAUUUUCCUCUGGAGUCUUGUGACAAUGGGGAUGUCCCAGCUACGCAUCAUCUUUUUCAUGGGUGCAAUGAAUAAGAUGCUUGAGUAUAUGGUAACACACGGACAGGAACACCCAUCUGAGAAUAUUAUUGUUGAGUCAGCAGAAAAAGUGGGCUUCUACUCGUCCAUUUUUGGCACUCUGCAGCUUCUUUGCCUUGUUACUUGUCCUUUGAUUGGUUAUAUUAUGGACUGGAAGAUGAAAGAAUGUGUAGAUGAAACAAAAACCCCUGGAAAGAGUCAAAGCUGUGUACCCAACAGAGACCGCAAGAUCCAGAAAAUCACCAAUGCUAUGAGAGCUUUCAUCAUCACCAACUUGCUCCUGCUUGUUUUUGGAGUCUGUUGUCUCAUUGACAACCUUCCGCUCCAGAUUCUGACAUUCAUCCUUCAUACGAUGGUUCGGGGAUUCAUUCACUCGUGCUGUGGAGGUCUCUACGCUGCCGUGUACCCGUCCAACCAUUUUGGGACCCUGACAGGUCUUCAGUCCAUGAUCAGUGCUGUGAUCGCUCUCCUACAGCAGCCACUCUUCAUUGCGAUGGUGGGACCACUGCACGGAAAUGCAUACUGGAUCAAUUUCGGCCUGUUAAUCUUCUCCCUGGCUGGGUUCUUGUUGCCGGGAUACUUGUUUUACCAUAGACGUCAUUUACUGAAGGAGAAAGAAUCCAGAGACAAACAGUUGGGCCAAGAGAUGGAGGCUCUAAACCACACAGCGGCCAAUGGCCACAAGCCGCACACCAACGGCUACGCUGCUGUGGAGGCGUAA